This is a messenger RNA of Prorocentrum cordatum, 372 nucleotides long. Lineage: Eukaryota; Dinophyceae; Prorocentrales; Prorocentraceae. The record is from the annotation of a GenBank genome assembly.
CAGCCCACCGGCAGCUGCCCCUAUUGCUGCGCCCGCGGCCUCGCCCACAGCUUCACCGACAGCUGCGCCAGCGGCUGCCCCGACGGCACCGCCCACAGCUUCGCCGCGGCAGCGCCGCCUACGUUUCACCAGCAGCUGCACCCCGGCUGUUCCGACGGCAUCGCCCGCGGCAUCGCCUACAGCAGCGCCGUCGGCUUCGCUUGCGCCGUCACCGACGGCCUCACCGUCACCUGUUCCCACAGCUUCACCGACAGCUGCACCAACGGCUGCUCCGUCGGCACAGCCCACGGCAUCGCCUUCAGCAGCGCCGACGACUUCGCCUACACCGUCAGCGACAGCCUAACCGACACCUGCUCCACCGCUUCACCGACA